CUCCGCUUCCUUGUCUCCCACUCACUUCCACUCUAUCGCUCUCAACUAACAGACACUACACACUCGCUCGCACCCUUCAACACCUUCGCCAUGCUCUUCAACGCCGCCUACCUCCUCCUCGCUGCCGCCGCCGCGCGCGCCAUCCAGAUCACGGCGCCCACCAACACGUCCAACUGGUCGACUGGCGUCCCCCAGACGAUCCAGUGGACUUCCGUCUCCACCGACCCCUCCACCUUCUCCAUCCAGAUCCAGGUGCCCUCGUCGUCGUCGCUUCAGACCGAGUCGGUCGCCACCAACGUCCAGACCUCGGCCGGCUCGUACUCGUACACCCCCGCCGCGUCCUACGUCGGCUCGCAGUACCGCAUCAACUUUGUCAACUCCCAGACCAACGCCAUCCUCGCCCAGUCCGACUACUUUACCAUUGCGCAGGGCUCGGCCGUCGCCUCGUCGUCGGCUUCGGCGUCGGCUUCGGUUUCCGCUUCGGUCUCGGCCUCGUCGGCCCUCGUCCCCUCCGGCUCGGUGCUCCCCUCGGGCGAGGCCUCGGCCUCGGGCCCGGCUAUCCCCAACGCUUCCGCCUCGUCCAAGCCCAACGGUGCCGGUGCUCUCGUCCCCUCGCUUGCCCUCGUCGGCGGCUCCCUCAUUGCCCUCCUCGCCUAAGCGCGGCGUGUGGUAUCCUAGGACAUUGUUAAACUGCCUUUAGCUUGGCUCCCCCUUUACCCCUACUACGGACAAUGUUAGUGUACAUGCACUCGUUUCUUAGA
Molecule: messenger RNA, 761 nt
Organism: Vanrija pseudolonga
Lineage: Eukaryota; Fungi; Basidiomycota; Tremellomycetes; Trichosporonales; Trichosporonaceae
Product: UPF0619 GPI-anchored membrane protein
Exons: 2
Coding region: 91-657 (188 amino acids)
Source: RefSeq, a predicted model, not a curated record